AUGGAAAUUCCUCCCGCUGUUCCUCCAUUUCCGAAGUUGGAUUGGUCUCCUUGGCGUAAUAAGGUCGCGGUUGAGAGCAUAGCUACAAGCAAUGAUUGGCAGAAGCUCAACAAGAUCUUCUAUCCGCCUCGUGGCUCGGAUGGUUUGGCUUUCGAACGGGAGGCUCGAGGAGUAGCUGUUCGCACCGAUCUGGCAGCACCAACACCCCAGCUUUUCAACCGCAAGCAAAACAUUCAAAAGAGGCUGGCUAACUUCCAGCUGGAGAAGCUUCAUGCUGUCAAUCGGGUGAGAAAGGCUCCGAGGGACAAUAACAUCAUGCGGCUCCUCAAUCGCCCCGAGGAUCCUGAAGCUUUCAACUCCAACCUCGCUUCUGCUUGGAAACGCUCCAAGUUGCCCGACUGGUUUCCUCAUCCGUACCACGGCUACGAGAACCUCAAGAUCUAUGUCUCUCACUCAAACUUGAAGCCUAAGAAGGCUGCACAGACCUUUUGGACGCCACCUUUUGAGAUUUUCCUCUGCGGCGACAAACCCAAAACGAUCCUGGCUCGGUGGAAGUUUUUGAUCAUGUUUCGUGGCGAAAUUCUCAACCACCUUAUCCUCUCCCUUCGUGAUCCCGCGGUCCACCCACUCACCAAGAAAGAAUGGCGCGCCAUCUCUUCCGGUGCCGAAUUCCGGUUCCAGUGGCCAAAGGAGAAAUCCUUCCCCGCCUUCGACCCUACUCACUAUUGGCGUGCGGGUCUCAUUCCGCUUUUCGCCACAGAGGCUACCACUAGUGCCAAGGAGGCGGUUCGUACACUGGGAGAUGGAGCGCGGGUCAUCCUGCCGGAUAUGCUCAGCUGUGAUUGUGAGGUGGAUGUAAUUGACUGGGAGAAGGACCAGAAGCUCAAGAUCAGCCUCGCUCUCCUAUUUGCUGAAGUCGCUUUGCUUCAUGAGUUUGCGCUAAUCGACCCCGACCUGACACGUGAGUAUGGUGAGCCUCCGGAGCGUACCAAUUUACCUUUGCUUGGAAACCUGCCUGACCAUCUCAUGAACAAUUCAACUUUCGUCGAGAGGAUGGCUUUACUCUGCCAGGUUGUUUGGUAUGGAGGUCAGACUGAGCUCCGUGGUUGGGAGCGUAAGGACUUUGAUGACCGGAAGAACUGGGUCUGGCACGUAUCUUGCUACCUGGAGCCAUUAUGGUGA
Stereum hirsutum FP-91666 SS1 is the source of this 1182-nucleotide messenger RNA. RefSeq lists its product as uncharacterized. The record is from RefSeq and is a predicted model, not a curated record. Lineage: Eukaryota; Fungi; Basidiomycota; Agaricomycetes; Russulales; Stereaceae. The transcript has 3 exons. The coding region runs from base 1 to 1182 and encodes 393 amino acids.